AUGAAGGAAUCACAAGUCAGUUAAAACAGCUGUCACCGCCCCAAGCGUAUGCCAUGAUGACAGUGUUAGUGGCAUCUAUUUUUGGUAAAAUAACAAGAUCAGUCUUAAGAUAUCAUCCCUGUAUGGCUCCAGAGAGAACCUAGUUGACAGACGGGCAGAUUGGUGGAGCUAUUUAAACUGUUUGUCAAUCUGUCUUUUUGACACUAAUUCACUCACAGCCUUACCACCACAGGAAUGAACGGUCAUGUUUGACACACCUCCCCUCGUCUAGCCAAUGCUUCACUGCAUUAAAUGUUUCCCUAAGACUGAGAAAGAGCACUCCCUCCUUCCUCUGCUUAUGUUAGACUCAUAUGAUGCAGAUGGAAUCCAUUUUAUACUCAAGCAAGGUAGGAGCCACACGAAUACUACCAUCUUAUUUCCCUGCGGCUCUAAAACAGGUUUUCUCUUUGAUCGUAAAAGUGUAUUUUCCACCCGAGGAAAAUGAUCAACGUAACAGCCAAUCCAUUUGGACGAUUUAUUUUGCUUCCUCCUCCUUCCAACGGUUACGUCCAACUGUUUCCACACUCAGCAGCGCACCUUUUUGUCGUUCCAUUGGUAGUAUAAUGAUACUUGACUCACUGUGAGUGAUUUGAGGGCUACCAUGAGACGCGUGUGGACAUGUUUAACUGUACUUGUGGGGAACAGAUAUCCUCACAAGAAUAGUAAACAAACCUAAAUCUGACCAACUGGGGACAUUUUUUGUUGUUGUUGUUCCACACAAGGUCAAAUGCUAUUUCUGGGGGGGGGUUUAGAGUUAAGGUAUAAUUUGUGUUAGAAUUAGGGUUAGGGUUAGUUUUAGGGUUAGGGUUAGGAGUUAGGAUUAAGGUUAGGGUAUGGGUUAGGGAAAAUAGGAUUUUGAAUGGUUAUAAAUUGUGUCCCUACAAGGUUAGUUAAACAAGACUGUGUGUGUCUGCCAGUACUGUUAGACUGUGUGGUUGUCAACCUGCUGGUAGGUGAGAGAGAGCUGCUGUUGUUGAAGUCAGGUAGCAGAUAAUUUAAUUUAAGAGGCUAAUUUAAUUAUCUAAAUUAGCCUUGUGACUUUAGCUAGCUAGCUGGCUUACUUAGCUGGCUACUGUAGCUAGCUAGCUUCUUUACAACGAUUUGAUGCAGUCACGACAGGCACCACCAGAUGUUGUGAUAGAUAACCAGCAACAAGUUUGUCUAACUAGCGUGAGUCGGUUUGGCUACUUUCUUUCUCUCUCUCUGUCUCUCUCUCUGUCUCUCUCUCUCUCUCUCUCUCUCUCUCUCUCUGUCUCUCUCUCCCUCUCCCUCUCUCUCUCUCUCUCUCUCUGUCUCUCUCUCCCUCUCCCUCUCCCUCCCUCCGUGCCACACACGUACGGUCACUCACACCAGUCCCCGCUCCUCUCUCGCCCCUCCCCCACUGAACAAGCAGAGUUAGAGUCUCGAGAGCAAGUAUUCAUUUUAGUUUUGAGGGGGAUUUUUUUUUCUCCCUCUAAAACACAUGUAUUUCGACUAUCCGGAUAUCCGGAAAAAAAAAAAUUAUUAUUCAAAUACUGAAAUCAUUUCAAAUGCCCAUCCCUAGUUAGCGUAGAGGUAGCAAGCUAGCUCUUUCACUUACAAAAUCUACACUGAAUUGCUUACCGAGAAGACAGUGAAUGUUUCCAGAGUGGCCGAGUUAGUUUUUACAUAAAUCUGCUUGAAAAUCUAUGGCAAGACUUGAAAAUGGUUGUCUAGCAAUGAUCAACAACCAAUUUGACCGAGCUUGAAGAAUUUUUAAAAGAAUAAUGGGCAAAUGUUGGAAUGUGGAAAGCUCUUAGAGACUUACUUAGAAAGACUCAUAGCCGUAAUCACUGCCAAAGGUGUUUCUAACAUGUACUAACUCAGGGGUUUGAAUACUUAUCGAAUCAAGAUAUAUUUGUGUUUUAUUUUUCAUAAUUCUUUUGCAAAUGUUAGACUUUUUCUUCCACUUUGACAUUGAAUAUUUUGUUUAGAUUGUUGACAAAAAAAAUGACAAUUAAAUCGAUUUUAAUCCCACUUUGUAACACGAAAUGUUUGGGAAAAGUCUAGAUGUGUGAAUACUCUCUGAAGGCACUGUAAAUUGUAUGUGUGUGGUACAGAGAAGGGGUAGUCAUUCAGCAAUCAUGUUAAACACUAUUAUUGCACACAGAGUGAGUCCAUGCAACUUACUAUGUGACUUGUUAAGCACAUUUUUACUCCUGAACUUAUUUAGGCUUGCCAUAACAAAGGGGUAGAAUACUUAUUGAAUCAAGACAUUUCAGCUUUUCAUUUGUAAUUAAUUCAGAAAAAAAAAUCUAAAAACAAAAUUCCACUUUCACAUUAUGGGAUAUUGUGUGUAGAUCAGUGACCCAAAAUCGCAAUUUAAUCCAUUUUAAAUUCAGGCUGUAACAAAAAAAAAAUGUCACACUCAGCCUGCUCUGGACCCCGCCGCUUGAAACGUCUGAUCUGCACAGUUCAAUUAGAUUUCACAUCAGGACGUCUCUGCCUGCCUGCUUACCCUGCCUGUCAAGUGCUCACUCUACCCUGCCUUCGCUCAGCCAGCACCUGCUCCCUACUCUAGUUGAGUAUCUGGAGCAUCAGCAAUUGUGGGUUCGAUUACAGGCUAAAAAUGGCCAGAAACAAAAAAACUUUCUUCUGAAACUCGUCAGUCUAUUCUUGUUCUGAGAAAUUAAGGCUAUUCCAUGCGAGAAAUUGACAAGAAACUGAAGAUCUCGUACAAUGGCGUGUACUACUCCAUUCACAGAACAGCGCAAACUGGCUCUAACCAGAAUAGAAAGAGGAGUGGGAGGCCCCGGUGCACAACUGAGCAAGAGGACAAAUACCUUAGUGUUUAGUUUGAGAAACAGGCGCCUCACAGGUCCUCAACUGGCAGCUUCAUUAAAUAGUACCUGCAAAACACCAGUCUCAACGUCAACAGUGAAGAGGCGACUCUGGGAUGCUGACCUAGGCAGAGUUGCAAAGAAAAAGCCAUAUCUGACUGCCCAUCUUAAUUUUUUCAUUUAUUGGCCAGUCUGAGAUAUGGCUUUUUCUCAUAUGGAAUAGCCUUCAUUUCUCAGAACAAGAAUAGACUGACGAGUUUCAGAAGAAAGUUAAUUUCUGGCCGUUUUGAGCCUGUAAUCGAACCCACAAUUGCUGAUACUCCAGAUACUCAACUAAUCUCAAGAAGGCCAGUUUUAUUGCUUCUUUAAUCAGCACAACAGUUUUCAGCUGUGCUAACAUAAUUGCAAAAUAGUUUUCUAAUGAUCAAUACCUUGACUUGUUGUCCUUAAGCCAUUUUGCCACAACUUUGGAAGUAUGCUUAGGGUCAUUGUCCAUUUGGAAGACCCAUUUGCGACCAAGCUUUAACUUCCUGACUAAUGUCUUGAGAUGUUGCUUCAAUAUAUCCACAUAAUUUUCCUUCCUCAUGAUGCCAUCUAUUUUCUGAAGUGCACCAGUCCCUCCUGCAGCUAAGCACCCCCACAGCAUGAUGCUGCCACCCCCAUGCUUCACGGUUGGGAUGGUGUUCUUCGGCUUGCAAGCGUUCCCCUUUUUCCUGCAAACAUAACGAUGGUCAUUAUGGCCAAACAGUUCUAUUUUUGUUUCAUCAGACCAGAGGACAUUUCUCCAAAAAGUACGAUCUUUGUCCCCAUUUGCAGUUGCAAACCGUAGUCUGGCUUUUUUAUGGCGGUUUUGGAGCAGUGGCUUCUUCCUUGCUGAGCGGCCUUUCAGGUUAUGUCGAUAUAGGACUCGUUUUACUGUGGAUAUAGAUAAUUUUGUACCUGUUUCCUCCAGUAUCUUCACAAGGUCCUUUGCUGCUGUUCUGUGAUUGAUUUGCACUUUUCGCACCGAAGUACGUUCAUCUCUAGGAGACAGAACGCGUCUCCUUCCUGAGCGGUAUGACGGCUGCUUGGUCCCAUGGUGUUUAUACUUACGUACUAUUGUUUGUACAGAUGAACGUGGUACCUUCAGGCGUUUGGAAAUUGCUCCCAAGGAUGAACCAGACUUGUGGAGGUCUACAAUUUUUUUUCUGAGGUCUUGGCUGAUUUCUUUUGAUUUUCCCAUGAUGUCAAGCAAAGAGGCACUGAGUUUGAAGGUAGGCCUUGAAAUACAUCCACAGGUACACCUCCAAUUCACUCAAAUGAUGUCAAUUAGCCUAUCAGAAGCUUCUAAAGCCAUUACAUUUUCUGGAAUUUUCCAAGCUGUUUAAAGGCACAGUCAACUUAGUGUAUGUAAACUUCUGACCCACUGAAAUUACUUGUGUUAUGCACAAAGUAGAUGUCCUAACCGACUUGCUAAAACUAUAGUUUGUUAACAAGAAAUUUGUGGAGUGGUUGAAAAAACGAGUUUUAAUGACUCCAACCUAAGUGUAUGUAAACUUCCGACUUCAACUGUACUUAGUAUGGACACAGGAUGCUUUACAUUUUUUAUCGUGUUAUUAGUUGAUGUUAGUUAUUAGUCCCAUCCUUCAGCUCCAUUCAACACCUCCCAUCUAUCUCUUAACACCAUCCAUAUUGGAUUUCUAUUUGCCAUAUAUUUUUCAACCGUAUUGCUAAAAGUAUUAUUAUAUUAUUGAUCGAUUGACUAUGACUUUUCAGAUCACCCAGUAGUGCUAUCUGCAGGGUUAGCUCCAGGUAAAUAUUGCAAUCCUUCAGCCAUUCCUGGACCUGUGUCCAAAAACAAGCUACAAAUGGACAGUACCAAAACAAAUGAUCUAAUGAUUCUGUCUCUUCGCAGCAAAAUCUGCAGAGCUGGGAAGAUUGUAUCCCCCAUAUAAAUAACAUUCUAUUGGUAGCAAUAAUUUAAAUUCAAAAAUCCUAAAUGUUAAAUCCACCGUUGUUUUGCGUAUCAGUUCAUAAACACUAUGCCAUGGAAUCGGUACGUCAAAAUCUCUUCCCAACUAUUUUGCAAUCUAGAUUGUUCUUUAAUGCAGGGCCGACAGACAAGUUCCUUACUUUUUCCCCUUCCACUUUCCUCUUCCAUUUUUGCGGUAAUGCUGCAAUUAUUUGGUUGUAAUUUUGGGUAGAGCAGACAUUUCCAUAUGUUUUAGUUAGCUGCAUGUGCGACAUAACUCCACCAGUCAUACCGAUGAUAUCAUUUACGAAGAUUAUACCUUUAUUUUAAAAAAAAUCAAAAUGUUUUUUUUUAAUCAAUUAAUAUAUUUGAGUUUUACCACAAUAUUUGUUGCAUUAUUUGUUCUGUCGUUUCUGGAGGAUUAAAUUGAAAUUCCAACCAACUUUCUAUGGCUUGUUUUAGAAAUAGUGAUAUUUGGGAGAUUAUUUCCUUUUCAAAUAACUGAAAGUGAGUGGUUGUAAUCUGAAUAAAGGGAAAAAGGCCAUUCUUGAACAUGGGGUGAGACAAUCUUACUAGUUUACUAGAGAACCAUUUCGGAUUUAAGUAUAACUUUUGUAUGACUGAAGCUUUUAGUGAUAGGUCUAAUGCUUUAAUAUUUAAUCAAUUCUGUCCUCCGAAUUCAUAUUCAUUAUAUAAAUAGGCCUGUUUAAUUUUGUCUGGCUUGCGUUCCAAAUAAAAUUGAAUAUUUUUUUCUCAUAUCAUUUUUUAAAAACUGUUCACUAGGCGUAGGCAAGACCAUAAGCAAAUAGGUAAACUGGGAUAAUAAUUGUGGUCCUCUGUAGCUCAGCUGGUAGAGCACGGCGCUUGUAACGCCAGGGUAGUGGGUUCGACCCCCGGGACCACCCAUACACAAAAAAAAAAAUUGCACGCAUGACUGUAAGUCGCUUUGUAUAAAAGCGUCUGCUAAAUAGCAUAUUAUUAUUUAUUAUUUACUAAAGAGUUAAUCAGGGUGAUUUUCCACAAAUAGACUGGUAUUUACCUUUCCAUGGUAGCAAGAUCUUAUCUAUUUUUGCUAACUUUCUAUAAAAAUGUAUUGAAGUGAGAUCAUUUAUUUCCUUUGGGAUAUGUAUUCCGAGUAUAUCCACAUCACCAUUAGACCAUUUUAGUGGUAAACUACAUGGUAAUGUAAAUUCUUUAUUUUUAGUGAUCCAUUACGUAAUUUAGUACAUUUAUCGUAAUUUGGUUGUAAUCCAGAGAGGUUAGAAAAUGUAUCUAGAUCCUCUAUGAGGCUGUGGAGGGAUUCAAGUUGUGGAUUUAAAAGAAAAAAUGAAUCAUCAGCGUACAAUGACAGCUUUGUUUUUAAGCCCUGGAUUUCUAAUCCCUUGAUAUUAUUGUUGGAUCGGAUUUUAAUAGCUAACAUUUCUAUGGCCAUAAUAAAUAGAUAUGCCGAUAGUGGACAACCUUGUUUCACUCCUCUUGACAGUUUAAAACUUUCGGAGAAAUAGCCAUUAUUUACUAUUUUACACCUAGGGUUACUAUACAUGAUUUUAACCCAUUUUAUAGGAGAUCCUCCAAAAUUGAAAUGUUCCAGGAAUUUAUAUAUAAACUCCAGUCGUACUUUAUCAAAUGCCUUUUCAAUGUCUGCUAUGAAUAGUAGGCCUGGCUUCCCAGAUUUUUCAUAGUGUUCUAUUGUUUCCAGUACUUGCCUUAUAUUAUCUCCAAUGUAUCGUCCAUGUAAAAAACCUGUCUGAUUAGAAUGAAUAAUGUCCGACAAUAUCUUUUUAAUUCUAUGCGCUAUACAUUUUGCUAGAAUUUUUGCAUCACAACACUGAAGUGUAAGGGGCGGCAGGUAGCUUAGUGGUUAAGAGCGUUGUGCAAGUAACCGAAAGGUCGCUGGUUCUAAUCCCCGAGCCGACUAGGUGAAAAAUCUGUCCUGUAAGUCGCUCUGGAUAAAGAGCGUCUGCUAAAUGACUAAAAUGUAAAAUGUAAGGGGCCUCCAAUUUUUUUAAAUGGACAGGAUCUUUAUAUUUCCCACUUGUAUCCUGUUUCAGUAAUAAUUCAAUCAGACCACCUUCUUGAGAGUCUGAUAAUCUACCAUUUACAUAGGAGUGGUUAAAACAUGCUAAUAACGGUCCUCUGAGUACAUCAAAAAAUGUUUGGUAUACCUCGACUGGUAUGCCAUCCAACCAAUGGAUUAUGAUCAUUGUAUUUAAUUUCCAUGUUUCUGCAUUGUGAACUAGUUUGAAUAUUUGCUUAAUGAAAACUACAACCCAGCGUCCCACAUAGUUCUUGACUUGAUUUCUCUCAUGAAUGAUUUGAUUUCGAUUUAGAGGAAUGGCAUGUUGGGCUCACAAAAAAAACUAACUAAAUGGAAUUCAAGUAAUUGAACCGACAUGGUCAAUUCGUUGUUUAAUAACCAGAAGAAAACAAAUGUUGGUUAAUUGCUCAGCACUUCUCUACACACUGACAUAGUCGUUUAAUGUCCUUUGAGUCAUAAACAGGAGUUAUCAUUUUUACAAUGAAGAUAACAGCAGUUCAUCAAUACUCUCUCGCUAUUCUUUCAUGAAUGAAUUAAUCAUGAAUGAAUUCAAAUGCAGUGGUGGUGAGAGUUGGGGGUUCAGGGUAGGGGAGAGAGAGUGGGGGGUUCAGGGUAGGGGAGAGAGAGAGAGAGAGAGAGAAAGUUGGGGGUUCAGGGUAGGGGGGAGAGAGAGAGAGAGAGAGAGAGAGAGAGAGAGAGUUGGGGGUUCAGGGUAGGGGAGAGAGAGAGUGGGGGUUCAGGGUAGGGGAGAGAGUGGGGGGGGUUCAGGGUAGGGGAGAGAGAGUGGGGGGUUCAUGGUAGGGGAGAGAGAGAGUGGGGGGUUCAGGGUUCAGGGUAGGGAGAGUUGGGGGUUCAGGGUAGGGGAGAGAGAGAGUUGGGGGUUCAGGGUAGGGGAGAGAGAGAGAGAGAGUUGGGGGUUCAGGAUAGGGGAGAGAGAGUUGGGGGUUCAGGGUGGGGGAGAGGAGAGAGAGAGAGAGAGAGUUGGGGUUUCAGGUUGGGGUAGAGAUAGCUCAAGACUACAACCCCCAGUGUGUAUUAUUCGGAGUGUGUAUUAUUCGGGGUGUGUAUUAUUCGGGGUGUGUAUUAUUCGGGGUGUGUAUUAUUCGGGGGGUGUAUUAUUCGGGGGGUGUAUUAUUCGGGGGGUGUAUUAUUCGGGGUGUGUAUUAUUCGGAGUGUGUAUUAUUCGGGGGGUGUAUUAUUCGGAGGGUGUAUUAUUCGGGGGGUGUAUUAUUCGGAGUGUGUAUUAUUCAGAGUGUGUAUUAUUCAGAGUGUGUAUUAUUCGGGGUGUGUAUUAUUCGGAGUGUGUAUUAUUCAGAGUGUGUAUUAUUCGGAGUGAAACCUGAAAGGACAUUAGUAGUUAAUGUAGCCGUACUGCCAACCCUCAGCAAAGAGUCCUCUGAUCCAUGAUUGCAUGUGUUAAUGUUCUCACGCCGCCGUUGAUUUCCUGCCAGCCCUUUUGUGCAAAGGAUUUAUCCCUCGCUUUCUGACAGAGCUAACACACACACAACACACAACACACUUAGAAUAAUACACACACUCUCAGUAUAACACACACACGCACAUACACACAGCCCAGGCGCUGAAUGUUUGAUUAAAGUUCAAUUGACUCCUCCAGCGGCUGGGUGAGGAACCAUUUCGGUCCCUAUUUGUAGCAGCAAAGCUCUCCCCGACAUGUUCUUUUGUUCCCAUUGAGCCGCCUGCCACCCAGGCAGCCCCAACAGCACUGCUCCUAAUACCCCAUCAUUCAGCCAGCCAUUCUGCCUCCCGCUCUCCCGGCCUCCCAGCCUCCCUGCCUAAUCCUGCAACUGACAGACACACACAACCACAGCAGCGCGGCACAAACACACCCGGCUGCAAGCAAAACCUGGCAUGGAGUCAUGGUCUCAGUGACCUGGAGUCGUGGACUCGGUGACCUGGAGUCAUGGACUCAGUGAGUCAUGGGCUCAGUACAAUCCAAAGCACUGUGGUAUUUUCCUCGUUAUGUGACACAGUGGCUGUUAGAUCAUCUAAUAGCUAACUUGGAUGUUAGUACAUUAGGGAAUGAUUUACCAUGUCUGAAAUGUUUCCACUAGGAUGUUUUUCAGCAACGGUGACAGUUAGUUUAGAGGCCCUCAUUUUGGCCCCAGAGACUAAAUGUUGCUGUUUUAAAGCAAAUUUCCUGCAAUUCUACACAGUUUGCCAUGGAGUGGAGAGGCAGGUUUACCGUUUUAAAACUAGUUUCCUGCAAUUCUACACAUUUUGUCAUGGGGCAGAGAGAACUACAAGAAAUUGGAGAGUCAUUGUGAAUGUUAAUGUGUGGGUGCGCUCUGUUUUCACCUGGUUCCUACACGAGUAAGAUGCACAGUUCAGUGUGCUCGUUCCUUAUCCUCCCUCUCUCCAUGUCCUAUACGGGGGGGAGUUGAUAACCUUCUACUACUGCUAUAUGAGUGUGUGUUCUGUGGUCCUCAUGGUGUGCUUUUCCUCUUUGCCUUGCAGGGUGAGUUGAUAACCUUCUACUACUACUGGAAGAAGACUCCUGAGGCAGCGUCGUCCCGAGCCCACCGUAGACACCGCCGCCAGCCUGUGUUCCGACGCAUCAAGACGCGCACCGCCUCCACCCCCGUCAACAUCCCAUCUAGACCACCCUCCUCAGAGUUCUGUAAGUAGUAUCCUAACCCUAACCCGUACCGCCUCCACCCCCGUCAACAUCCCAUCUAGACCACCCUCCUCAGAGUUCUGUAAGUAGUAUCCUAACCCUAACCCGUACCGCCUCCACCCCCGUCAACAUCCCAUCUAGACCACCCUCUCAGAGUUUGGAAGUGUAUCCUAAACACUUACGUACGCAUGCAGUCAACUCCAUCUAGACCACCCUCCUAGAGUUCUGGUAAUAGGAACAUUAGUUGCCAUAAAAUUAUUAUGAGUCAAAUGCCAGAGCAGGCAACGAAAACAUCACACAGGCAUAAACUGGUAGUUCGGUAGCUCGGGUAAUUUACCACUAUUAAGAAGGCUUGCAUGGAUAACACUAGUAGUAUGCACAGUUGCAAAUAAACACUGUAGUUAGGCAGAGAUUGCAUUGUAACACUAGUAGUAAUGGCAGCAUUGCAUUGAUAACACUAGUAGUAUGGCAGCAUUGCAUUGAUAACACUAGUAGUAUGGCAGCAUUGCAUUGAUAACACUAGUAGUAUGGCAGCAUUGCAUUGAUAACACUAGUAGUAUGGCAGCAUUGCAUUGAUAACACUAGUAGUAUGGCAGCAUUGCAUUGAUAACACUAGUAGUAUGGCAGCAUUGCAUUGAUAACACUAGUAGUAUGGCAAGCAUUGCAUGAUAACACUAGUAGUAUGGCAGCAUUGCAUGAUAACUAGUAGUAUGGCAGGCUAUUGCAUUGAUAACACUAGUAGUAUGGCAGCAUUGCAUUGAUAAACACUAGUAGUAUGGCAGCAUUGCAUUGAUAACACUAGUACGUAUGGCAGCAUUGCAUUGAUAACACUAGUAGUAUGGCAGCCAUUGCAUUGAUAACACUAGUAGUAUGGCAGGCAUUGCAUUGAUAACACUAGUAGUAUGGCAGCAUUGCAUUGGAUAACACUAGUAGUAUGGCAGCAUUGCAUUGAUAACACUAGUAGUAUGGCAGCAUUGCAUUGAUAACACUAGUAGUACGGCAGCAUUGCAUUGAUAACACUAGUAGUACGGCAGCAUUGCAUUGAUACACUAGUAGUAGGGCAGCAUGGCAUUGAUAAACACUAGUAGUAUGGCAGCAUUGCAUUGAUAACACUAGUAGUAAUGGCAGCAUUGCAUUGAUAACACUAGUAGUACGGCAGCAUUGCAUUGAUAACACUAGUAGUAUGGCAGCAUUGCAUUGAUAACACUAGUAGUAUGGCAGCAUUGCAUUGAUAACACUAGUAGUAUGGCAGCAUUGCAUUGAUAACACUAGUAGUACGGCAGCAUUGCAUUGAUAACACUAGUAGUACGGCAGCAUUGCAUUGAUAACACUAGUAGUACGGCAGCAUUGCAUUGAUAACACUAGUAGUAUGGCAUUGCAUUGAUAACACUAGUAUAUGGCAGCAUUGCAUUGAUACACUAGUAGUAGGCAGCAUUGCAUUGAUAACACUAGUAGUAUGGCAGCAUUGCAUUGAUAACACUAGUAGUAUGGCAGCAUUGCAUUGAUAACACUAGUAGUACGGCAGCAUUGCAUUGAUAACACUAGUAGUAGGCAGCAUUGCAUUGAUAACACUAGUAGUACGGCAGCAUUGCAUUGAUAACACUAGUAGUAUGGCAGCAUUGCAUUGAUAACACUAGUAGUAUGGCAGCAUUGCAUUGAUAACACUAGUAGUAUGGCAGCAUUGCAUUGAUAACACUAGUAGUACGGCAGCAUUGCAUUGAUAACACUAGUAGUAUGGCAGCAUUGCAUUGAUAACACUAGUAGUAUGGCAGCAUUGCAUUGAUAACACUAGUAGUAUGGCAGCAUUGCAUUGAUAACACUAGUAGUAUGGCAGCAUUGCAUUGAUAACACUAGUAGUAAUGGCAGCAUUGCAUUGAUAACACUAGUAGUAUGGCAGCAUUGCAUUGAUAACACUAGUAGUACGGCAGCAUUGCAUUGAUAACACAGUAGUAUGGCAGCAUUGCAUUGAUAACACUAGUAGUAUGGCAGCAUUGCAUUGAUAACACUAGUAGUAUGGCAGCAUUGCAUUGAUAACACUAGUAGUAUGGCAGCAUUGCAUUGAUAACACUAGUAGUAUGGCAGCAUUGCAUUGAUAACACUAGUAGUAGGCAGCAUUGCAUUGAUAACACUAGUAGUAGGCAGCAUUGCAUUGAUACACUAGUAGUUAGGGCAGCAUUGCAUUGAUAACACUAGUAGUAUGGCAGCAUUGCAUUGAUAACACGAGUAGUAUGGCAGCAUUGCAUUGAUAACACUAGUAGUAUGGCAGCAUUGCAUUGAUAACACUAGUAGUAUGGCAGCAUUGCAUUGAUAACACUAGUAGUAUGGCAGCAUUGCAUUGAUAACACUAGUAGUAUGGCAGCAUUGCAUUAUAACACUAGUAGUACGGCAGCAUUGCAUUGAUAACACUAGUAGUACGGCAGCAUUGCAUUGAUAACACUAGUAGACGGCAGCAUUGCAUUGAUAACACGAGUAGUAUGGCAGCAUUGCAUUGAUUAACACUAGUGUAUGGCAGCAUUGCAUUGAUAACACUAGUAGUAUGGCAGCCAUCAGGCACUUUGAUAACACUAGUAGUAUGGCAGCAUUGCAUUGAUAACACUAGUAGUAUGGCAGCAUUGCAUUGAUAACACUAGUAGUAUGGCAGCAUUGCAUUGAUAACACUAGUGAGAGGUUUAGAACAGUACUAUUGGUGUUUGAUAACAAUGUGUGUUCUGUUCUCCUCCAGUGGAUCUAAGCUCAGCCAGUGAAGAUGACUUCGACAGUGAAGACAGUGAGCAGGAACUGAAGGGAUACGCCUGCCGACACUGUUUCACCACCAGUAAGAUGAUGCACGCACACACACACACACACACACUCAAACACGCUGAAACACAAGACACGCUCACUUUCUCUCACACACAGAUAUACACACACCGUCAUAUGGACCUGUGAUCCUCAUGAUAUUGUGUGAUCAGUAGGAAUCCCACCUCCUACAGAGAGAGGACUGUGUGUCUGGAGCGUUGGGAGCCUGCCUGAGUACAUCAAAUUACAGCUGACAGCCCAUCUCUCUACCUCAUUAUCACACACACAGCUGGUUAUCUCUGGUCUCCCCUAACUGGCAGAGCCAAGAAGUGAUUUCAGAUGUACACCUGUCUGUCUGAGUGGUAUAUCUCUGAGUACACCCCAGGGGGUUCAGAUGUACACCUGUCUGUCUGAGUGAUUUAAUGACUCGUUUGUUAGUAGAGUAUCUGUCAGUGACUGUGUAAGACCUCUCUCACCAUUGUAAACCACACCACUGUCUCUCUCAGCCUCUAAGGGACUGGCACCACGGUGUCAACAUUAAAACAGGCUUUAUACAUCCAGAUGUAGCCGACUAUACCCCGUCUCUGACUAACAGAAACCGCUAUCUCGAUGACUAAAUAAAUGUCCUGUCUCCGUCUCUCUCUCUCAGCCUCUAAGGACUGGCACCACGGUGUCAACAUUAAAACAGGCUUUAUACAUCCAGAUGUAGCAGACUGUACCCCAUCUCUGACUAACAGAAACCGCUAUCUCAAUGACUAAAUAAAUGUCCUGUCUCCGUCUCUCUCUCUCAGCCUCUAAGGACUGGCACCACGGUGUCAACAUUAAAACAGGCUUUAUACAUCCAGAUGUAGCAGACUGUACCCCAUCUCUGACUAACAGAAAGCACUAUCUCGAUGACUAAAUAAAUGUCCUGUCUCCGUCUCUCUCUCUCAGCCUCUAAGGACUGGCACCACGGUGGCAGAGAGAACAUCUUGUUGUGUACAGACUGUCGUAUCCACUUUAAGAAGUACGGCGAGCUGCCCCCCAUCGAGAAGCCAGUGGACCCGCCCCCGUUCAUGUUCAAACCUGUCAAAGAGGAUGAGGAUGGACUCAGCGGGAAGCAUAGCAUGAAGACCAGACGCAACAGAGGAUCGGUACGGAGUACACACACACACACACACACACACACACACACACACACACACAGUCACACACACACACACACACACACACACACAGUCACACACACACACACACAGUCACACACACACACACAGUCACACACACAGACACCGUCACACACACACACACACAGACACAGUCACACACAGUCACACACACAGACAGUCUCUCUCUCUCUCUGUCUCUAGUUCUCUCUCUCUAUCAGUCUGUCUCUGUCUCUAGUUCUCUUUCUCUCUAUCAGUCUCUCUCUCUUUCUGUCUCUAGUUCUCUCUCUUCUCUCUCGCUGUCUCUAGUUCUCUCUCUGUCUCUCUCUCUUUCUCUCUCGCUGUCUCUAGUUCUCUCUCUGUCUCUCUCUCUCUUUCUCUCUCGCUGUCUCUAGUUCUCUCUGUGUCUCUCUCUUUCUCUCUCGCUGUCUCUAGUUCUCUGUCUCUCUCUCUCUCUCUCUAUUCUCUCUCCUCUCUCUCUCUUCUCUCUCGCUGUCUCUAGUUCCUCUCAGUCUCUGUCUCUCUCUACUCUUUCUCUCUCGCUUGUCUCUAGUUCUCUCUGUGUCUCUCUCUCUUUCUCUCUCGCUGUCUCUAGUUCUCUCUGUCUCUCUCUUUCUCUCUCUCUCUCUUUCUCUCUCGCUGUCUCUAGUUCUCUGUCUCUCUUUCUCUCUCGCUGUCUCUAGUUCUCUGUCUCUCUCUCUCUCUCUCUUUCUCUCUCGCUGUCUCUAGUUCUCUCUGUGUCUCUCUCUCUUUCUCUCUCGCUUGUUCUGUUCUCUCUCUCCUAUCUUCUCUCUCACUUGUCUCUAGUUCUCUCUCUGUCUCUCUCUCUCUCUCGUCUCUAGUUCUCUCUGUCUCUAUCAGUCUCUCUCUCUCUCUCUCUCUCUUUCUGUCUCUAGUUCUCUCUCUUUCUCUCUCGCUGUCUCUAGUUCUCUGUCUCUCUCUCUGUCUCUCUCUCUUUCUCUCUCGCUGUCUCUAGUUCUCUGUCUCUAUCAGUCUCUCUCUCUUUCUGUCUCUUGUUCUCUCUCUUUCUCUCUCUCUAGUUCUCUUUCUGUCUCUAUCAGUCUCUCUCUCUAGUUCUCUUUCUGUCUCUCUCUUUCUCUCUCUCUAGUUCUCUUUCUGUCUCUAUCAGUCUCUCUCUCUAGUUCUCUUUCUGUCUCUAUCAGUCUCUCUCUCACACUUUUAUUCUGCAUGGAGGGACUUAUACUCACAGUACACAUUCAUCAACACACACUAUCAUCCACACGCACAUUCAUCAACACACACUAUCAAGUAAUUUUUGGCCUGUGUUCCCUUGGCCUGUGUUCCCUUGCUCCGUGGUAAUUCUGGUUUUGGCCUGUGUUCCCUUGGCCUGUGUUCCCUUGGCCUGUGUUCCCUUGCUCCGUGGUAAUUCUGGUUUUGGCCUGUGUUCCCUUGCUCCGAGGUAAUUCUGGUUUUGGCCUGUGUUCCCUUGCUCCGUGGUAAUUCUGGUUUUGGCCUGUGUUCCCUUGCUCCGUGGUAAUUCUGGUUUUGGCCUGUGUUCCCUUGCUCCGUGGUAAUUCUGAUUUUGGCCUGUGUUCCCUUGCCCCGUGUGUGUGUAGAUGUCGACGCUCCGUAGUGGCCGUAAGAAGCAGACAGCCAGUCCUGAUGGACGAGCGUCUCCAACCAAUGAGGACCUGCGGUGUAGUGGCCGUACCUCCCCCUCCGCAGCCUCCACAGACAGCACUGACAGCAAGACCGAUCCCAUGAAGAAACCCAGCAAGGUAGAGUACACAUACAGAGACACACCCACAAAGACACACACACACACACACACACAAAGACACACACACACACACAGAGACACACACACACACACACAGAGACACACACACACACACAGAGAGACACACACACAGAGACACACAAAGACACACACACAGAGACACACACACAGAGAGACAGACACACACACACACACACACACACACACAGAGACACACACACACACAGAGACACACACACACAGACAGACACACACACACACACACACACACACACACACACACACACAGAGACACACACACACACACACACAGAGACACACACACACAGAGACACACACACAGACACACACCACACACGAGACACACAAAGACACACACACAGAGACACACACACAGAGACACAAAGACACACACACACACAGAGAGACACACACCACAACACAAACAGAGACACACACACACACACACACACACACACACAGAGACACACACACACACACACAGAGACACACACAGAGACACACACACACAUAGAGACACACGCAGACACAGACACACAGAAAGACACACACACACAGAGAGAGAGAGACACAGACAGACACACACACACAGAGACACAGACAGACACACACAGAGAUACACACACACACUACCGGUCAAAAGUUUGGACACACCUACUCAUUCAACGGUUUUUUUUCUUUAUUUUUACCAAUUUUCUACAUUGUAAAUAAUCGUGCAAGAACAUCAAAAACUAUUUAAUAACACAUAUGGAAUCAUGUAGUAACCAGAAAAGUGUUAAACAAGUGUAGUGUAUAUAAACUCAGCAAAAAAAGAAACUUUUUCAGGACCUUGUCUUUCAAAGAUAAUUCGUAAAAAUCCAAGUAACUUCACAGAUCUUUAUUGUAAAGAUUUCCCAUGCUUGUUCAAUGAACCAUAAACAAUUAAUGAACAUGCACCUGUGGAACGGUCGUUAAGACACUAACAGCUUACAGACGGUAGGCAAUUAAGGUCACUGUUAUGAAAACUUAGGACACUAAAGAGGCCUUUCUACUGACUCUGAAAGAAAGGGUCCCUGCUCAUCUGCGUGAACGUGCCUUAGGCAUGCUGCAAGGAGGCAUGAGGACUGCAGAUGUGGCCAGGGCAAUAAAUUGCAAUGCCCAUACUGUGAGACACCUAAGACAGCGCUACAGGGAGACAGGGCGGACAGCUGAUUGUCCUCGCAGUGGCAGACCUCGUGUAACAACACCUGCACAGGAUCGGUACAUCCGAACAUCACACCUGCGGGACAGGUACAGGAUGGCAACAACAGCUGCCCGAGUUACACCAGGAACGCACAAUCCCUCCAUCAGUGCUCAGACUGUCCGCAAUAGGCUGAGAGAGGCUGGACUGAGGGCUUGUAGGCCUGUUGUAAGGCAGGUCCUCACCAGACAUCACUGGCAACAACGUCACCUAUGGGCACAAACCCACCGUCGCUGGACCAGACAGGACUGGCAGAAAAGUGCUCUUCACUGACGAGUCGCGGUUUUGUCUCACCAGGGGUGAUGGUCGGAUUCGCGUUUAUCGUCAAAGGAAUGAGCAUUACACCGAGGCCUGUACUCUGGAGCGGGAUCGAUUUGGUGGUGGAGGGUCCGUCAUGGUCUGGGGCGGUGUGUCACAGCAUCAUCGACUGAGCUUGUUGUCAAUGCAGGCAAUCUCAACGCUGUGCAUUACAGGGAAGACAUCCUCCUCCCUCAUGUGGUACUCUUCCUGCAGGCUCAUCCUGACAUGACCCUCCAGCAUGACAAUGCCACCAGCCAUACUGCUCGUUCUGUGCGUGAUUUCCUGCAAGACAGGAAUGUUAGUGUUCUGCCAUGGCCAGCGAAGAGCCCGGAUCUCAAUCCCAUUGAGCACCUCUGGGACCUGUUGGAUCGGAGGGUGAGGGCUAGGGCAAUUCCCCCCAGAAAUGUCCUGGAACUUGCAGGUGCCUUGGUGGAAGAGUGGGGUAACAUCUCACAGCAAGAACUGGCACAUCUGGUGCAGUCCAUGUGGAAGGGGAUGCACUGUAGUACUUAAUGCAGCUGGUGGCCACACCAGAUACUGACUGUUACUUUUGAUUUUGACCACCCCUUUGUUCAGGGACACAUUAUUCCAUUUCUGUUAGUCACAUAUCUGUGGAACUUGUUCAAUUUAUGUCUCAGUUGUUGAAUCUUGUUAUGUUCAUACAAAUAUUUACACAUGUUAAGUUUGCUGAAAAUAAACGCAGUUGACAGUGAGAGGACGUUUCUUUUUUUGCUGAGUUUACAUACAUACACAUGUAUAGACUCACAAUCUCACAAACAGGCUUGCUCAUGAGUGUUUAGGUCCUUAGCACUCUGUAUCAUUCAGAUUCUUUACCAGGUGAAUAUGUAUGAAAGCCUGAUUGGAAAUUACAGUAAUGAUAUGAUGGAUGGAUUGAUUGAUUGAUUGAUUGUCAUCAGAAGAUUAAGGAGGAGUCUCCUAUGAAGAGUGCCAAACGCCAGAGAGAGAAGGGAGGAGCCUCAGACACAGAAGACGCAGACAACAGGACAAGCGUCAAAAAGUCCAAGACGCAGGUGACAUCACUAGUACAUCUCAUACCAGUGUUUGUUGGGUAGCUGUGCGGGUUGAGGAAUAGUGUCUAAUGUCUGGGUUUGGGCUGUGUUGUGGAAACGACGAAGAGGCCAGAGCCUUUAUGCACAAAGCCUCUCGGAGUAGGAGUGCUGAUCUAGGACCAGGUUUCGCCUUUUAGAUCAAAAUGAAUAAGACAGGAGAGACCUGAUCCUGGAUCAACACUCCUACUCUGAGACGCUUUAGAUACGGGCCCUAUAUGUUAUUACAGUGCUAAUACCAAGCCUUUUAGUUCUCGUCAUUUGAUAUUUAUUCGCCCCAAGUGUAAGGAGAUGUGUUCAUGAUAACAACCAUUGUGGGGUAUGGAAUUCACGCCUCUCUUCCCUGUUCCGCAGGAGCUGGGUCGGUCCGACUCGCCGUCGGAGGGCGAGGGCGAGAGCUCCGACGGGCGUAGCGUCAACGAGGAGUGUAGCAGUGAUGCUAAAGACAUUGACCAGGACAACCGCAGCUCCUCGCCUUCCAUCCCCAGCCCCCGAGACGGGGAGAGCGACUCGGACUCCUCCGCCCAGCAACAGCUGCUCCUACUGCAGAGACAAGAGAGGGAGAGGGAGAGGGUGAGAGAGGGACAGGGGCAGUCACAGCACCCUCCGGUUAUCCAGCCAUGUCAGCCAGGGACCUCCGGUGGUCGCUCCACCACCCCUCCAUUACAACCCACGUCCUCCUCAGCUCCCUCACUGGUCCCCCCCUCCUCCGCACCCCCCACUUCUCUUCCACUGCCUCUACCGCCUCCUAUGCCCCAACAGGCCGGCCCCCUCUCUCUCAUCCAAUCAGGGGCGUCCCUCCUCCCCCAGAGGCGGCCCUCCCCCUCGCCUCAUUCUCCACAGCAGGGGAUGUCUCAGGUUCCACCCUUAGGACCGCCAGGCUCCACCCAGUUGCUACCGAGCGCGCUCCACGGCCCGCUACCCCACCCAUCAUCCAUGCCCCACCCACUCCAGACUGGCCCCUCCCACCUGCCCCACCCUCACUCCCUGCCCCCUCAAAGCUUCCCAUUGGGCCCCCAGUCUCAGGUCCCGCCCUCCCCGCUGCCUCUCAGCCAAUCGCAGCAGCCGUCUCACAGGGCCCACACCCCCCCCAGCCAAUCAUCGUCAUCCCAGGGUGGCUUGUCCAAUCAGCCGCCCCGCGAGCAGCCCCUACCCCCCGCCCCUUCCAUGUCCAUGCCCCACAUCAAGCCACCUCCCACCACCCCCAUCCCCCACAUGCCCAACCGCGACCCUCAGUCCCACAAACACGGGCCUCCACACCUCUCAGUGCCCCCCUUCCCCCAGAUGCCCUCCAACCUGCCCCCUCCACCUGCCCUCAAGCCCCUCUCCUCCCUGUCCACCCACCACCCUCCCCCUGCCCACCCUCCUCCCCUCCAGCUCAUGCCCCAGGGCCCAGGCCAGCAGCUCCAGCCUCCAUCGGCCCAGCCCCCUGUCCUCACCCAGUCCCAGAAUCUCCCCCCUUCAGAGAGAGAGCGAGGCAGCCAGCACCACCCUACUCCUCCGCCUCCUCUACCCCCCUCCGGACCAUCACCGUCCUCCCACCCCAACACACCCCAACAGCCCCCGUUCCCUCCUCACCCCUUCGCCCCCGUCCUGCCCCUCUCCUCCGCUGGCUGCGCUCCCCCUUCCUCAUCCUCCUCUCUACCUCCAGUCCUCCAGCCUCCUCCCUCUUCCUCCUCCUCCAUCUCCAUGCCCCUCCCAGCCUCUGUCGGCUCCGCCUGCCCAGGUCCCGCCCCUCCCACCUGUACACAUCAAGGAGGAACCUCUCGACGAAUCAGAGGAGCCCGAGAGCCCUCCGCCCCCUCCGCGGAGCCCCUCCCCCGACCUACCAUCUCAACCACGCCCAGCCCAUGUCCACCCAGUCCAGCACGUAUGACCUGAAGCGAGCCACACACACACACUGUCUGAACACACACACACUGUCUGAACACACACACACCACACGUGGAACACACACACCACACCCACACUCGUCGAACCCACCCACACACAUGUCUGAACCACACACACACACAUGUCUAUUGAAUGUGACUACCUAGUGUGUCUUCAGGGCCAGAUCACCAUGAAAGUAAGGUCUUAAUAGAGGAGAGAGAAUCUGUUAAAGGGUAGAGAAUCUGUAAGAGGUAGAGAGAAUCUGUUAAGAGGUAGAGAGAAUCUGUAAGAGGUAGAGAAUCUGUUAAAGAGGUAGAGAGAAUCUGUAAGAGGUAGUGAGAAUCUGUUAAAGAGGUAGAGAGAUCUGUAAGAAAGAAUGUAAGAUAGAGAAUCUGUAAGAGGUAGAGAGAAUCUGUUAAGAGGAGAGAGAAUCUGUUAAGAGGUAGAGAGAAUCUGUUAAGAGGUAGAGAGAAUCUGUUAAGAGGUAGAGAGAAUCUGUAAAGAGGAGAGAGAAUCUGUUAAGAGGGAGAGAGAAUCUGUUAAGAGGUAGAGAGAAUCUGUUAAGAGGUAGAGAGAAUCUGUAAAGAGGGAGAGAGAAUCUGUUAAGAGGUAGAGAGAAUCUUAGAGUUAGAGAGAAUCUGUAAGAGGAGAGAGAUCUGUUAAGAGGUAGAGAGAAUCUGUAAAGAGGUAGAGAGAAUCUGUAAAGAGGUAGAGAGAAUCUGUUAAGAGGUAGAGAGAAUCUGUUAAGAGGUAGAGAGAAUCUGUUAAGAGGUAGAGAGAAUCUGUUAAGAGGUAGAGAGAAUCUGUAAAGAGGUAGAGAGAAUCUGUUAAAGAGGUAGAGAGAAUCUGUUAAGAGGUAGAGAGAAUCUGUUAAGAGGUAGAGAGAAUCUGUUAAGAGAGAGUUAAGAGAGGAAUCUGUUAAGAGGGAGAGAGAGGAAGAAUCUGUUAAGAGGUAGAGAGAAUCUGUUAAGAGGUAGAGAGAAUCUGUUAAGAGGUAGAGAGAGAAUCUGUAAGAGGUAGGAGAGAGAGAAAUCUGUUAAGAGGUAGAGAGAAUCUGUUAAGAGGUAGAGAGAAUCUGUUAAGAGGUAGAGAGAAUCUGUUAAGAGAGUUAGAGAGAAUCUGUUAAAGAGGGAUGAGAGAGAAUCUGUUAAAGAGGUAAGGUAGAGGGAAAAUCUGUUAAGAAGGUAGAGAGAGAAUCUGUUAAGAGGUAGAGAGAAUCUGUUAAGAGGUAGAGAGUUAGGUAGAGAAUCUGUUAAAGAGGUAGAGAGAGAAAUCUGUUAAAGAGGUAGAGAGAAUCUGUUAAGAGGUAGAGAGAAUCUGUAAGAGGUAGAGAGAAUUGUUAAGAGGUAGAGAAUCUGUUAAGAGGUAGAGAGAAUUGUUAAUAGAGGUAGAGAGAAUCUGUAAGGGGUAGAGAGAAUGUUAGUAGAGAGAAUCUGUUAGAGAAUCUGUUAAGAGGUAGAGAGAAUCUGUUAGAGGUAGAAGAGAGAAUCUGUUUAGAGGUAGAGAGAAUUGUUAAGAGGUAGAGAGAAUCUGUUAAGAGGUAGGAGAGAAUCGUAAAGAGGGUAGAGAGAAUCUGUAAGAGGGAGAGAGAAUCUGUUAAGAUGGGUAGAGAGAAUCUGUUAAGAGGUAGAGAGAAUCUGUUAAGAGGUAGAGAGAAUCUGUUAAGAGUGGUAGAGAGAUCUGUUAGAGGUGAGAUAAUCUGUUAAGAGGGUAGAGAGAAUCUGUUAAGAGGUAGAGAGAAUUGUUAAGAGGUAGAGAGAAUCUGUAAGAGGUAGAGAGAGAAUCUGUUACGAGGUAGAGAGAAUCUGUAAAGAGGUAGAGAGAAUCUCAUGAGCACAGAGAUAUGGAGUGGUCAGACUAGAGAUACUGUUGAAUAAUCAGCUAACUUGCCAAAGGCUAUUUAUUCUCAUCAGAUAUUCAAUUACAUCCAUUUUCUGUUGAAUUUGGUCUAAAGACACAGUCUCUUCGUGGCUAGCCAUUUAGAUGUAUUCAUCACAUUUUCUAUGCUAAUGUUUUUUUGUGAUUUACAAAUGUUAAGAAAAUGGGUGUUCAUGAAGAAUGCUAUUGACUCAUGAAUACAAGUCGUAUGAGCCUUAUGAGAAUUGUAGAUGUUAGCAAGCUGUGAAUCCUGGAAUAUUUUAUGUGUAUUUCCAUGAAGUGUUGUUAGCUAAACGUUACUUCCUUACUAUAUAUUAAUGUGUAUUUCCAUGUUAUUUUCUAUUUGUGUGUCUAGGUUCUACAAGCACCUGGACCGGGGCUACAACACGUGUGCUAGAACAGACUUCUACUUCACGCCUCUGGCUGCGUCUAAACUGGCCAAGAAGAGGGCGGAAGCACUGGAGCGGGCCAAGAGGGAGGCAGAACAGAAAGCCCGGGAGGAGAAGGAGAGGGAGAAGGAACGGGAGAGGGAACGGGAAAGAGAGAAGGAACAGGAGAGAGCGGCGGUGAGUGUUCGGUCUAGUUUGUCUCUUGCUUAACUUCACACUGCGAAAAGAAAACACAUUCUGUUCUAAAACAUCCUACAUGUUUCUCAUUCCCACUGGAGUAUUUCUUUAACCUUUCCCUUACAACCUGUUAUAACCUCCUUAUAACCUGUUACAACCUAUUAUAACCUCCUUAUAAACUGUUCCACGCUUACAACCUAUUGUAACCUCCUUACAACCUGUUACAACCACCUUACAACCUAUUAUAACCUCCUUAUAACAUGUUCCAAGCUUACAACCUAUUAUAACCUCCUUAUAACCUGUUACAACCUAUUAUAACCUUAUGACCUGUUAUAACAUAAUCUGUUACAACCUAUUAUAAUCUUUUUAUAAUAUGUUACAACCUAUUAUAACCGUAUGACCUGUUUCAACCUAUUAUAACCGCUGUAUAACCUGUUACAACCACCUUACAACCUAUUAUAACCUCCUCAUAACUUGUUACAACCUAUUAUAACUUCCUUAACCUGUUACAACCACCUUACAACCUAUACCCUUCUUACAUGUUAUGCCCUCUUUAUAACAUGUUAUAACCUCCCUGUGUGUGUGUGUGACGUUUCCACAUAUCUAUUUGUUACAGAAAGCCUCCAGUUCGUGUCACGACGGCCGUAUGGGCGACUCCCAGAUGGUUGGCUCCGCCCACAUGCGUCCUCCCUUCGACGGCCCCCCCACCUCCAUCGCCGCGGUGCCCCCUUACAUCGGCCCCGACACGCCCGCCCUGCGCACCCUCAGCGAGUAUGCCCGCCCUCACGUCAUGUCCCCAACCAAUAGGAACCACCCCUUCUUCGUCUCCCUCAACCCCAACGACCCCCUGAUGGCCUAUCACAUGCCUGGCCUCUACAACGCCGACCCGGGCAUGCGGGAGCGCGAGCUGCGGGAGCGGGAGAUGAGAGAGAGAGAGAUGAGGGAGAGGGAGCUGAGAGAGAGGAUGAAGCCUGGGUUCGAACACAAACCCCCGGAGUUAGAAGGCAUGCACCCCUCGGCUAACCCCAUGGAGCACUUCGCCCGGCAUGGCGCCAUCUCCUUACCCCCCAUGGCGGGACCACACCCCUUCGCCUCCUUCCACCACGGCCUCAACCCCCUGGAGAGGGAGCGUUUGGCGCUGGCUGCGGGACCCCAGCUCAGACCGGACAUGAGCUACCCGGAGCGGCUGGCGGCGGAGAGGCUGCAUGCUGAGAGGAUGGCGGCGGUGGCUAACGACCCUAUCGCCAGGCUUCAGAUGUUCAACAUCACGCCUCAUCAUCACCAGCACUCCCACAUCCACUCACACCUACACCUGCACCAGCAGGACUCGCUGCACCAAGGUGACACGCCUGGCCAUACAUAAACAUUAUUACUAGAUUAAGAUCAAGUUCAAGUUUAUUUGCCACUUCUAGUGAAGCAUUUAUAUCAAUAUAAUACUGAUUAAAACAAUACUGUAAGCAAAUAUGGCAAUAUAUACAGUGCAUUCGGAAAGUAUUCAGACCCCUUGACUUCCCACAUUUUGUUACGUUACAGCCUUAUACUAAAAUGGAUUCCAAAAAAAAUUCCUCAUAAAUCUUCACACUAUACCCCAUAAUGACAAAGCAAAAACAGGUUUUUAGAAUUUUUUUUUACAAAUGUUUUCAAAAUACAAAACUGAAAUAUCACAUUUACAUAAGUAUUCAGACCCUUUCCUCAGUACUUUGUUGAAGCACCUUUGGCAGCGAUUACAGUCUUGAGUCUUCUUGGGUAUGACGCUACAAGCAUGGCGCACCUGUAUUUGGGGAGUUUCUCCCAUUCUUCUCUGCAGAUCCUCUCAAGCUCUGUCAGGUUGGAUGGGGAGCGUCGCUGCACAGCUAUUUUCAGGUCUCUCCAGAGAUGUUCGAUCGGGUUCAAGUCCGGUCUCUGGCUGGGCCACUCAAGGACAUUCAGAGACUCGUCCCGAAGCAACUCCUGCGUUGUCUUGGCUGUGUGCAUAGGGUCGUGGUCCUGUUGGAAAGUGAACCUUCGCCCCAGUCUGAGGUCCUGAGUGCUCUGGAUCCUGACUAGUCUUCCAGUCCCUGCCGCUGUAAAACAUCCCCACAGCAUGAUGCUGCCACCACAAUGCUUCACCUUAGGGAUGGUGCCAGGUUUCCUCCAGACGUGAUGCUUGGAAUUCAGGCCAAAGAGUUCAAUCUUGGUUUCAUCAGACCAGAGAAUCUUGUUUCUCCUGGUCUGAGAGUCCUUUAGGUGCCUUUUGGCAAACUCCAAGCGGGCUCUCAUGUGCUUUUUACUGAGGAGUGGCUUCUGUCUGGCCACUCUACCAUAAAGGCCUGAUUGGUGGAGUGCUGCAGAGAUGAUUGUCCUUCUGGAAGGUUCUCCCAUCUCCACAGAGGAACUCUGGAGCUCUGUCAGAGUGACCAUCGGGUUCUUGGUCACCUCCCUGACCAAGGCCCUUCUCCCCCGAUUGCUCAGUUUGGCCGGGUGGCCAACUCUAGGAAGAGUCUUGGUGGUUCCAAACUUCUUCCAUUGAAGAAUGAUGGAGGCCACUGUGUUCUUGGGGACCUUCAAUGCUGUAGAAACGUUUUGGUACCCUUCCCCAGAUCUGUGCCUCGACACAAUCCUGUCUCGGAGCUCUACGGACAAUUCCUUCGACCUCAUGGCUUGGUUUUUGCUCUGACAUGCACUGUCAACUGUGGGACCUGUGUGUGCCUUUCCAAAUAAUGUCCAAUCAAUUGAAUUGACCACAGGUGGACUCCAAUCAAGUUGUAGAAACAUCUCAAGGAUGAUCAAUGGAAACAGGAUGCACCUGAGCUCAAUUUUGAGUCUCAUAACAAAGGGUCUGAAACAUUUCUAAAAACCUGUUUUCGCUUUGUCAUUAUGGGGUAUUGUGUGUAGAUUGAUGAGUAAAUGUUUUUAUUUAAUCCAUUUUAGAAUAAGGCUGUAACGUAACAAAAUGUGGAAAAAGUCAAGGGGUCUGAAUACUUUCCGAAUGCAAUGUACAUAUUACAAUAUAAUAUUAUUGCAUGUACAGUAUGUCACAUAUUGGGUGUUAGGUUACUACUAUCUGGGUGAUAGUGUAACCGGUGUGAUGGCUAGCUAGUUAGCGGUGCGCGCUAGUAGCGUUUCAAUCGAUGACGUCACUCGCUCUGAGACCUUGAAGUAGUUGUUUCCCUUGCUCUGCAAGGGCCGCGGCUUUUGUGGAGUGACGGGUAACGGUGUUUCGAGGGUGACUGUUGUCGAUGUGUGCGAAGGGUCCCUGGUUCAAGCCCUGGUCGGGGCGAGGAGAGGGACGGAAGCAACACUGUUACAUUGAUGCUGUUGACCCGGUGUUACUGCUAUCUGGGUGUUACUGCUAUCUGGGUGUUACUGCUAUCUGGGUGUUACUGCUAUCUGGGUGGUAGGUUACUGCUAUCUGGGUGGUAGGUUACUACUAUCUGGGUGUUAGGGUUACUACUAUCUGGGGUGUUAGGUACUGCUAUCUGGGUGUUACUGUAUCUGGGUGUUAGGUUACUAUAUCUGGGUUGUUAGGUUACUGCUAUCUGGGGUUUUACUACUAUCUGGGUGUUAGGUUACUACUAUCUGGGUGUUAGGUUACUGCUAUCUGGGUGUUACUACUAUCUGGGUGUUAGGUUACUACUAUCUGGGUGUUGGUUACUGCUAUCUGGGUGUUAGGUUACUGCUAUCUGGGUGUUAGGUUACUGCUAUCUGGGUGUUAGGUUACUACUAUCUGGGUGUUAGGUUACUGCUAUCUGGGUGUUAGGUUACUGCUAUCUGGGUGUUAGGUUACUACUAUCUGGGUGUUAGGUUACUACUAUCUGGGUGUUAGGUUACUGCUAUCUGGGUGUUAACUGCUAUCUGGGUGUUUAGUGUUACUACUAUCUGGGUGUUAGGUUACUACUAUCUGGUGUUAGGUUACUACUAUCUGGGUGUUAGGUUACUACUAUCUGGGUGUUAGGUUACUGCUAUCUGGGUGUUACUACUAUCUGGGUGUUAGGUUACUACUAUCUGGGUGUUAGGUUACUGCUAUCUGGGUGUUAGGUUACUGCUAUCUGGGUGUUAGGUUACUGCUAUCUGGGUGUUACUGCUAUCUGGGUGUUACUGCUAUCUGGGUGUUACUGCUAUCUGGGUGUUACUGCUAUCUGGGUGUUAGGUUACUACUAUCUGGGUGUUAGGUUACUACUAUCUGGGUGUUAGGUUACUACUAUCUGGGUGUUAGGUUACUAGCUAUCUGGGUGUUAGGUUACUGCUAUCUGGGUGUUAGGUUACUGCUAUCUGGGUGUUAGGUUACUACUAUCUGGGUGUUAGGUUACUACUAUAUGGUGUUAGGUUACUGCUAUCUGGGUGUUAGGUUACUUGCUAUAUGGGUGUUAGGUUACUACUAUCUGGGUUUGUUCCUGCUAUCGUUGUGUUACGGUUACUGCUAUCUGGGUUGUUAAGGUUACUUACAUCUGGGUGUUGUUACUCGCUAUCUGGGUGUUAGGUUACUACUAUCUGGGUUGUUGGUUACUACUAUCUGGGUGUUAGGUUAACUUGCUAUCUGGGUUGUGUUACUACUAUCGGUGGGUGUUAGGUUACUGCUAUCUGGGUGUUUACUACUAUCUGGGUGUUAGGUUACUGCUAUUCUGGGUGUUACUUUACUUAUCUGGGGUGUUAGGUUUACUGCUUAUCUGGGUGUUACUGCUCUCUGGGUGUUAGGUUACUACUAUCUGGGUGUUAGGGUUACUGCUAUUGGGUGUUAGGGUUACUGCUAUCUGGGUGUUAGGUUACUACUAUCUGGGUGUUAGGUUACUACUAUCUGGGUGUUAGGUUACUGCUAUCUGGGUGUUAUUACUAUCUGGGUGUUAGGUUACUACUAUCUGGGUGUUAGGUUACUACUAUCUGGGUGUUAGGUUACUACUAUCUGGGUGUUAGGUUACUACUAUCUGGGUGUUAGGUUACUACUAUCUGGGUGUUAGGUUACUGCUAUCUGGGUGUUAGGUUACUGCUAUCUGGGUGUUAGGUUACUGCUAUCUGGGUGUUAGGUUACUGCUAUCUGGGUGUUAGGUUACUGCUAUCUGGGUGUUACUGCUAUCUGGGUGUUAGGUUACUACUAUCUGGGUGUUAGGUUACUGCUAUCUGGGUGUUACUACUAUCUGGGUGUUAGGUUACUGCUAUCUGGGUGUUACUGCUAUCUGGGUGUUAGGUUACUACUAUCUGGGUGUUAGGUUACUACUAUCUGGGUGUUAGGUUACUGCUAUCUGGGUGUUAGGUUACUACUAUCUGGGUGUUAGGUUACUGCUAUCUGGGUGUUACUUGCUAUCUGGGUGUUAGGUUACUGCUAUCUGGGUGUUACUGCUAUCUGGGUGUUAGGUUACUGCUAUCUGGGUGUUAGGUUACUGCUAUCUGGGUGUUAGGUUACUACUGUGGCAUGCAGUGACUGUAUUGUAUUAUGAUGAACUGUAAAUACUGUAUAUCAGUGUACUAGGAUAUAUUAUGAUGUACUGUAUAUCAGUGUAUUAUGAUGUACUGUAUAUCAGUGUAUUAAGAUGUAUCGUGAUGAACUGAGUAACCUGACCAUAUGGCGUUCUGACUCUGUGCAGGUGGUGGUGAAUGUCUUGUGUGUCCUCCCGGUUCGGGGGGGCACCCCCUCGUAGACCCUCUGGCAGGAGGCCCCCACCUCGCCCGCUUCCCCUACCCGCACGGCGCAAUCCCCAACCCCCUCCUGGGUCAGAACCCACACGAACAUGAGAUGCUGCGACACCCUGUCUUCGGUAAAAACACCAACACCUUUCGAUCAACAACACAGAUCUCAAUCUAGAUCAUAUCAAUAUCAGACCUUGGCCUGAUCCUGUUGCGUUCCUCUAUUUGUAGUCAAGCCAAAUGGCCUGAUCCUUGUUGCGCUCCUCUCUCCAGGUACUCCGUACCCCCGGGACCUUCCUCCCCAGAUGUCUGCAGCCCACCAGCUCCAGGCCAUGCAUGCUCAGUCUGCAGAGAUGCAGCGACUAGCUAUGGAGCAGCAGUGGCUACAUGGACACCACCACAUGCACGGGGGCCCGCUGCCUGGACAGGAGGAUUAUUACAGGUCAGAGAUGAGACACACUCACUGAAACACACACACACACACACACUUGAAAACUCACACUGAAACACACACACACACACACUUAACCAUUUACACACACUCUCACACAUUCACAUUUCAACACAUUCAUUACACACACUGACAGAAGAGGAAAAGACUGCCCUAGACAGCAUCAGUCCAGAGAUGGGCUUUAAAAUAAGAACAAUUACAUCAAAUUACAAAACAAAUAUUAAUCAUAACAUAAAAUGGUUCAUCUGUGGUUAUAAAUUCUGUUGCUAAUUUAAAAAGAUUUUCAUUUGUGUGAUUUCUGUAAGAUCAUGCAGACGUUUCAAGUGAUCUCGAGUUCCAGAAAUUGACUCCUUUUACAGAAAAACCUGAUGGCAAGUGAUGUUUUACCUUAAGAAUUAACUCUGCGCUUUGCAUUUUCAGAGUAUGUGACCCUGUAGGGUCUAUAUAUAGACUGAAUGUAGUCACUUUUUAUAUAUAUAGGGUUGGGAGCAAGUCUGUAUUAACAUUUUAAGUUUCGCAUUGGACAAAUAUACAGACAUUUUCCAAAUUUGACAUAUUACGUUUCUUUGCAAUUUUACUGAUGUGGUGAAUUCUAAAAUUGGUAAAUGCACACUUGUACAAGGAUUGCAGCGGCUUUGUUCCAGAUUCUCCAGCUUGCGACCAACUUGUAAUACAACACCACCUGUGAAAAUAUCAUAGUGUGCAUAUAAACGUCGUUAGUGGUGCAGGGGCUUUCUGUUAUAUUUCCAGAUGAUAAGAGUGGGGAUGCUGACGUACGUUUGUUUGUUUGUUUGUUUGUGUUUUAGCCGGCUGAAGAAGGAAAGCGACAAGCAACUGUAACCGACCAAUAGGGACGCAGGAAGUUGCCUAGGACACAGGAAGUACACACGCGGGAACAGGAAGUAGUUACAGAGCAGUCUGUCUGUCAGUCAGAGGAACUUGAUCCUCCGAACAUUUCCCGUUACGAAGAACAACAGAAAUUGAAGAACAUUGAGAGACUUUGUUUGGUGUAACUAUAGCCUUCAAGUAGUGACAACGACCUCGAGACUGAUUUGUGACUUUCCUGCAUGAAAACUACUCUAAAGCGUCCACAACGUGUUUUGUAGGCAGCACACUUUGUCACUGUGCUAGUGGAUGGAAAGGAAAGAGACUAGGAAGUGACGGUCCAGACAUUAUAUCCACGGAAAGAUUUAAAAACAAAGUGCUAUCUUAUUUUAAUACAUUGUUGGAGGUUUUCAUCAUUUGAACGAAAAGCUGCAGCAUGGCAUUUUUGAGUCUGUAAAUAGUAUAUAUAUACAUAUAAUUAUUAUAAUUAUUAUUAUUGUUGUUACUAGACGUGGACUCAAGUCAUUUCUAAACCUCCAAUAUAGUACUGUGUUCUGAAGCAUUAAGCCUUGUUUUAACGGGGUGGGGGGUGAUGUGGGAUACCUCAGAGAGAGCUGUGUAGCCCCAGACUCUCACACACACGACUGUCCCAUCCAUCUCCUUUCAUGAUACACCCCUUGACAAGCACCAUAUUGUCAGACAGAAUGCCUGAACUUACUGGGUUGAGUUAAUGAUUCGAGACUCUUGGAAGAGGAGUGACUGUAUCUCAGAGUCACUGAGUCUUCUAUGGAUCAGCAUAUGCCCCUGUCCUGUCCUCUACAAGACCCCGAUGCAGACACCAUCAAUUGCCCUCAAAGGAAGACUAGAUGGAAUCCCUCGGCGCUUUUAAUUGGUUUUGACACUCUUACUCGACAUCAGUAUUGAUUCAAUAUAAUUAAAGAAACAUUUUAAGUUUAGGUCGAUUUUAAAACCUGUUUCACGUUUUCUUUUACAAUGUUUUAAAUUGUCUUUGACAAAAAAAAAAAUGGUAUCGUUCGUGUCUUUAAACUACACUGAGGUCCCAACAACUGUUCUGUUCUGUUCUGACUGUGGUUGAGUGGAGUUAUACAAGGGUGCUAGAGGAAACUGAAGGUGGUGGUGGUGGUGGUGAUGAAGCUGGUUUCCUCCCUCCUCUACUUGUUCAAGUGUGGCUGCUACAGCAAGGCUUCUCUAGCCUGGUAUGUUUGUGCUGUCUUGACAACUCCUAGGGACCAGGCUAGGGGUUCUCCUCCACCGGCUUCUCCUCCAUGAGGUGAUCCUGGUAUUAUGUGUGCUGUGCUGCCAUAUUCACUGUGACUUAACGAGGCCUAACUAUAUGGGAGGAGGUGGGUGGGUCCAGUGCUGGGACCAGACACUAACUAACAGGCCUAACUAUAUGGGAGGAGGUGGGUGGGUCCAGUGCUGGGACCAGACUCUAGACAGUGGAGCUGUAAUGGUGGUGGUCCUGUUCCCUUCAGGCUCUCGCUGCUCAGCCUUCCCCUCAGCCUGCACAGCUCCUCCUGGCCUCCCCUUCAAGGCCAGGGGUGGUUCGUGUACUGUACGCCAUGCCAUUGACUGUUCUGUUCAGUUCACCUGA
This is a messenger RNA of Coregonus sp. 'balchen', 30537 nucleotides long. Lineage: Eukaryota; Metazoa; Chordata; Actinopteri; Salmoniformes; Salmonidae. The record is from the annotation of a GenBank genome assembly.